Molecule: messenger RNA, 1676 nt
Organism: Amoebophrya sp. A120
Lineage: Eukaryota; Dinophyceae; Syndiniales; Amoebophryaceae
Source: the annotation of a GenBank genome assembly
GGCAAACGAGGCGCGGAGUGGUCGAGAAAAACGACGUUCUUGUCGAGGAAAAGCAACUACCGAGUCAGGUUGAUCCUCAACACCAGGAACAAGAAAGCAAGGUAGACGAAAGCGACAACACCUUUACCUACACAGCGUUCUCUUCUUCAACAGCACAACGACAUCCGGAAAGUACUAGAACCACAAAAAGCCAAAACAACAACAAGCAGAUUCAAUAUCUGAAGACCCUUGCAGGAAAAAACGUCGCCUUCGGCACUGGCGCGAUCGGGUUGUCCCUCCAGCCGGACGAGCGGUUUAAACUGGUCAGACAUUUGGAGCACACAAGACGAGUCUUACGGAACGUGUUCCGGGCGGACAAUUACCUUGUGGUUGGGAAAAUCUACGAGCACAUAUUGAAAACUGGUGUAGUCGUUGGGGAUGCGAAAUCUAUGAAAUUCUCCUCCAAUCGGUGCAUUAAUUUGAUUCCGUUCCGAACCAUUUUCCGUGGGCUAGUGGAAAGAUGCGACGCCCGGGGGGUACACGCGGUGCCGUUUGCGGACUGGUUUUUGGAGAAAAAGAUCGGAAAGGACUUGGAAUUGGACUUGAUCAUGACAGAGAAAUCAAAUCAGGACAAAAUAAAAAUCGCGAAGAUAACGAAAGAUUUGAACGCGAAAGAACGAGGUUUGUAUGAAAACAACCAGGAUGAACUGCAACACGGCGCAGUCUACCUCCCGCCGAUGCCGGAAGAAGAGGUGGAAGGGGAGUUGCGGAAAUAUUUGGAAGAUUUGGAAUCCUCACCCUUUUUACCGGAAGAAGAAGUUGUUCUACCUAGUGGCACAACUUCUCCUGGGCAACAUCAACAACAGCCAAGAACGACGCAAAAAAUCAACAUUGCCACGAACAUCGACCGUGUUGCGGUGAUCAAACAGGGAGCAGGUGGAAAUUCAGGCGGGUCUGCUCACCCGAAGGAUUUUUUCUCAACUUUACCACUACCCGUCGUGAACGAAUUCGCGAGGUUGAAGCAGUUCCAAACCGUCGAACAGUCGUUUUUAAAAUUCGCCUUCCCGCUUUAUUUGGUUGAGGAAUCGCAGACGAGUGGGAGGUGUUUAAGAGAAGGCUCUUGCUCCAUUCUGACCGCGCCUGAUCCGGCUAAUGGCGGGAGUUUCUCCAUUGCGCACCCGAUGUUUUUGCACCGGGACGAAGUUGUAGGGGGAGGUGACGAAAUACUAACCAGUGCUGAGCAGCAGCAUCCCCAUCCGAGGAACAUCAAGGGCAGCACGAAAAUAAACACUUCUAUAAAACGAGAUGUUGACUUCAUCGGCAUUGCGACCGAGAAUGCCUGGAUGCAACUGUUAGACGGGAAAUCUCCGUUCGAAAGACAAUACCUUUUGAAGCAAGCGCAGGGCAUCGUCGGGCCGGAAACGGAUGCGGUGCUGCUGUUGCACAUGAGUAGGUACUUGAAAAAGGCAAGGAAGGUUCUUGUGGAGGUAACUACAACAAGCGGAAAUAAAGACCAUGAUGCUGGUAAUGUGCAGAUCGAGGACGCCGAAAGCGACCAAAAACUCCAGCUGCCUCUUUCGUUCGCGCAACACGUCCUGAAGCACGACCAUUUCUUUGUCCACAUUGAAAGGGACUUGUACACGCCGGCGAGGUUGGCGUCGGACUUGAUCAUGGCCAUGGAUAUCACGAAAGAGAUU